AUGCCGGGUUCCCGGCCCAAGCGGCACGCGCCAGCCACCCGCACCCCGCACAGGGUCGGUCCCCCCCACGCCGCCCGCCAGCGGCUGGAGUGGGCGGCCUGGACCGCCCUGAACCUGGGGGCCACCCUGGUGACCGCCCUCCUGCUGCGCACGCUGCCGGGCGAGGACCGCACGCUGUUCCUGCUCUACUACCAGCCCCUGAUCCCCGCGCUGGCCAUGCUCUGGUUCUGGACCGUCGCCGUGUGGCACUGGGAGCGGCGAGGCGUGCGCUACGCGGCCUGCUUCUCGCCCGAGGACGCGCGGCACCUGCCAGGCAGCGCCGUGCUGUUCCGCGCCGGCACCGCCCUCUCCGCCGUCACCACCCUCUCCGGCGCGGUCUUCCUGUACCAGCUGGCAGAGGGGCAGCGGGGCGCGGCAGCCCUCCAGCCCCCGCUCAUGUAUAGCAGCCUGGCCGUGGCCCUCCUCUGGCCGGGGCCCGGUUUUCAUGGGGACACGCGCCGCUUCUUCGCCAGGACGCUGACGCGCGUGGCGCUGCCCGUCCACGCCGUCUCCUGGGCCGACUUCUUCCUGGCCGAUGUGGCCACCAGCCUCUCCAAGUCGGUCGGCGACGGGGCGCGCGCGCUGUGCGCUGUGGCGGCCGGCCCUGGCGCAGCCUUCGGCUCCGGCACCUGCGGCGAGAGCGGCGCGCUGGCGCCGCUGGGCUCGGCCCUGCCCUACGCCGUCCGCCUGGUGCAGUGCGUGCGCGUCUUCCGCGACACUGGUGCGCGGUCGCAGGCGUUCAACGCCGUCAAGUACGCCACCGCCUUUCCGGCCAUCGCGCUGGCCGGGGCGGCCGCUAGCGUGGGGCCCGAGCUCUGGCUCACCACGCUGCGCCCGCUCUGGGUGGGCGCGGCUGCGCUCAACGCCGCCUACUCCUACUUCUGGGACCUGGAGAGGGAUUGGGAGAUUGGCUUCUUCUCCCAGAUGGAUGUCCAGAAGACAGCCCUGCCCAGACCGGUGCUGGCCUCCCCGGCCAUGUAUCCCCGCGCCGUCUACCUGUACUUGAUGGCCUCCAACCUGGUGCUCAGGCUGACCUGGAUCUACAAGCUGUCUGAUGGCCUCAGGGCAAAUGCCUUGGUCGUCUCCUUCUUUGCCCUGCUGGAGGUGUUCAGACGCUUCCAAUGGAUGUUCGUGCGGGUGGAGGUGGAGCUGCGCAAGCUCCAGAACCAGAAGCCGGAGCUGGGCAGCCUGAUGGGGCACGACGGGUCGGCCGCGCUUUCCAGCCCCAAGCCCGGGGCGGCGACGCCGACGCACCCGUUCCACACCCACGAGCCCAAACUGUGA
Molecule: messenger RNA, 1323 nt
Organism: Auxenochlorella protothecoides
Lineage: Eukaryota; Viridiplantae; Chlorophyta; Trebouxiophyceae; Chlorellales; Chlorellaceae
Product: SPX and EXS domain-containing protein 1
Exons: 6
Coding region: 1-1323 (440 amino acids)
Cellular component (GO): cytoplasm; membrane
Source: RefSeq, a predicted model, not a curated record